GAUCAAAAAUUGAAAAAUGAAUAGAAUUUUAAUCAAUAAAGUAGUAAAAAGAAGGAUGUGAACCUAAUUUUUCCUUAAAUAAAUUACAAGAAAAUCGACUAAAAGUAUACAUGGUGUGCAGAAGGUGAAAAUGAAUUUGGAAAAAAAAAGAUCAUUUUCCCAAUUUAUGGUUAUGCUCCUUUCCCACGAAAGGUACUACCAUUCAUCCCAAAGCAUAUCAAACAAAGAAAGAUCCUUUAGAGAGAGACAAAAGCUCUCCGAUGGAAACAAGACCAGAAAGGGGAAAAGGCAUACUUACAAUUUGAGAUAGAUAGUUUAAAACUCGAAAAAAAGUGAGAGUAAAGUAAGAAUCUAUACCAUGCCCGCCCCCCACCCCCCAGAAAACAUUUGUCACCUUUGUAGUAAAAUUAAGGUUAAGAAUCUUGGUAUUCUUGUUCACAAGAAUCACAGAAUUGUUUGGACGUCAUCUCUGGACCUAGAGAAGGCUAAGAAUCUACCCUCUUAUGGCAUGCCUGAAGCAAAAGUAUUGCAUCAUCCAAAGGAUCGCUUAUGGGCGGGGCGGUUUCUUGACUGAGGUUGCCGUCGUUGUUGGGUUACAAGAUAUUAUUAUUAGGUCAUCUCCAACAUUCAUUUUCCACAAAAGGAAUGCUUUCAUUGUUAAUAGAUCAUUCACAAAUCAAAUGGAGCUCUCUUUCUUCUGCUUGCUUCUUCUCUUCUCCACCACUACGUUUCUCAAUGUGGAUGCAUCUUUUACCGGAACAUACGGAGUAAACUAUGGCAGGCUCGCUGACAAUAUACCGUCGCCUCACAGCGUGGUGACGCUUCUCAAAGCGGCAAAGAUAAAAAACGUCAGGAUAUAUGACGCUGAUCAUGAAGUCCUCACCGCCUUCAAGGGAUCGGGAAUUGAAAUAAUUGUAGGGCUUGGAAGUCAGUUCCUGAAAGAUAUCAGCGUGAACGAGGAUCGCGCCACGGAUUGGAUAAAAGAAAAUGUACAGCCAUACAUUCCGGGAACGCACAUUACUGGAAUAGCAGUGGGGAAUGAGAUAUUGGGGGGAACUGAUAUAGAACUCUCCGAGGUCUUAUUGCCUGCCGUGAAGAACGUUUACAAUGCGCUUAGCAGGCUUAAUAUGGCGACCUCCAUUCAGGUGUCGAGUCCACAUUCGGAGGCUGUGUUCGCGAAUUCUUACCCGCCAUCUGCCUGCAUUUUCAAGGAAGAUGUUGCUCAAUUCAUGAACCCGCUUUUGGAAUUUUUCUCACAGAUUAAUUCCCCUUUUUACAUAAAUGCAUAUCCAUUUCUGGCAUAUAAGAGCGACCCCGAGCACAUUGACCUCAACUAUGCUCUCUUCAAGAAAAAUGCUGGGAUUCAUGAUACAAAAACCAACCUGCAUUACGACAACAUGUUUGACGCAAUGGUUGAUGCGGCGUAUUUUGCUCUGGAGAAGGCUGGAUUUGACAAGACAGAGGUCAUAGUUUCCGAAACUGGUUGGGCGUCUCGCGGGGACGAAAGUGAAGCAGGAGCCAAUGUCCAAAAUGCCAGGACGUACAACUACAACUUGCGCAAACGGCUGUUGAAGAAGAGGGGGACGCCACAUAGGCCAAAGAUGGUUGUGAGAGCUUACAUUUUUGCUUUGUUCAAUGAGAAUUUGAAGCCGGGGCCGACGUCUGAGAGGAACUUCGGAUUGUUCAAAGCUGAUGGGAGCAUUUCAUAUAACAUUGGCUUCACUGGACUUGUUGGACCUUCUGCAGCAUCAUCAUCUCUUCUUAACUACAAGGUUUUCACAAGUUGUGCAGCUCUUCUGCUUCUAUUGUUAACUUCAUAAUUAGUCUUUUAGGGUUCUUCGAUUAACACAUAUUGUUGUAACAUGAUGUCCAUGUAUAGCCAAUUCCAUUAUUUUUACGUUAUGAUUCCAUUAUCAAGUUAGAUAACAGCCAAUAUUGCUCACUGUUUUCUAAUAAUAUUCCAGCUGUUUACAAUA
Malus domestica (apple) is the source of this 1976-nucleotide messenger RNA. RefSeq names its product glucan endo-1,3-beta-glucosidase 14-like. Gene Ontology annotation, biological process: carbohydrate metabolic process. The record is from RefSeq and is a predicted model, not a curated record. Lineage: Eukaryota; Viridiplantae; Streptophyta; Magnoliopsida; Rosales; Rosaceae. Gene Ontology annotation, molecular function: hydrolase activity, hydrolyzing O-glycosyl compounds. Gene Ontology annotation, cellular component: plasma membrane.